This is a messenger RNA of Tuber aestivum (summer truffle), 1201 nucleotides long. NCBI's taxonomy places the organism in Eukaryota, Fungi, Ascomycota, Pezizomycetes, Pezizales, Tuberaceae. The record is from the annotation of a GenBank genome assembly.
AGUGAAGAAGCUGCACAACAUCCUCAUGGAUCGCUUGGCUGUCCGAUUGGCUGCUGUGUGCCGUAGUUAAGAGACCACGGUUGCCGUUCUCACUGUUGGGAUGGACGCGGGCCAGCGGUACCGUAGCGAAACUCUACUCCUGCAUCAUGUGCCUGCGUCGGGAGUGGCCAGCUUGCCUGACAUUGGUGAUACGGUGCGCGAUAUGUAUGGUACUGGGUGCCUACUCGGGCUUGAGUGACCCCUGGUAUUCCUGCUUUCCUUCUCCUCUCCCCCUCUCCAUCUCUCCUCUCUUUUCGUUCUUUCUUUCCCCUUCCCCUUCCUCCCCUUCCCAUUCUCACCACGGCCCGUUUCAACCAUGCCAUUAAAACUCGUCCUCGAUCCUGUUGCCCGUGACUCCUUUACCGCCCCGCUCCUUGAGCAGGUCACCAAGGACGGACUAUCCUUCAUAACAUCCCUUUCAAGUGCCACUUCAGAGAUAAAGUGGGCCCCCUUGAAAACAGAUGUCCAUCUGAGUACCUACCGAACCUACCACGACAACGGUACCUGGAUCGCUCGGGUAAUAAAGGUCCAUGCGGACUACGGCGUUAUCCACCGCGCCAUGAUCGACGAGCGGGUCCUUGCCGAGAGUGAGUGGUUGGACGGGCCAAAGGAUACAAAUGAGGAAAUGGCAGUGGAGGAGUUUGAAGGUGGAAUAUUGGUUAGGGGUUUGUCUCACCACUCCUCCCCCAACCUAGCCAAUCAAUAAUCACUCUCGCUGAUUCUGGUUGCUUGGAUGGAAGAUGUACGCAGGUUCUUGCACAUCCAGGCGUUUGCCGGUCGGGAAUUCCUCGCGAGUGUGAUCUCGAAGGACUUGCUGGGGGCGGAUGGAUGGAGGUCUUCUGUGGUUAUCUCUCUGCCGAUAGAGGGUGAGAUGGUGUCGGAGUCGGAUGUUCGUGGGAAGUACAUAUCGGUUGAAUAUAUAUCUGAGCUGGCGAAUGGGGAGGUAGAGAUUCUCACGGGCGUUUGCGUAAGUUGUGCUCUGGUUGCCUCUGUUGGGGAGAGUGUUGCUGAUGGAUAGCAGAGCGACGCCGGAGGAAGCAUUCCCCGAUGGGUUCAAAACAUGGCCUUGCCCGGACAGAUCUUCAACGAUGGCAAGAGGUUCAUCGAGUAUAUACGAAAGCAGCCGGUCGCGAAUGAGACCGUCGAUGAGAAGAGUGGGUGA